AUGAGCUGGAUCCACAAAAUCGCAGCUAGCUUCAGCAGCAGCAGCGGUGAGAAACCAGUGUACUACGAGAAUUUUGGCCACAAAGUCAAAUGGUCACCCCUUCACCCGAGCCAUGAGGAAGCAGCGGCCCUGCGGAGCCGUUGGGAUAAACUUGCAGACGAGUCACUGGCCAGGUUGGUUGCCGUCAAGGGAGAGAGGGAUCUAUACACUACAUUGAAGGAGGAGCAUCAGAACGAUGACGUGUUGGGCCAGUUGUGGACAGAGGUUAAUACGAUACCGGAAUGGGUCGAUUGGGAGCAGAUACAAAGGGGUCAAGACGUAUAUUAUCGAUAUGCAAUAGCUAUAGUGGCUGGAUUGACAUAUUCGAGUCUUCUAGGAGGGAUGGGCGCCCAUAAGAUUGCAGAGGUGCUGGCCCGUACAGGUGGCUUCUCUAAAUCGGUUGCGAAACGAAGGAUGUUUGAGACUACGCAACAUAUUUUACAGUGCACCAGGUCCCUCGAAUCGAUAAAGCCCGGAGGGGACGGUCACAUGUCCUCUAUCAAAGUCCGACUUCUUCACUCUGCGGUUCGUGGAAGGAUAUUAAAGCUCCGGGAGAAGAAUCCGGAGUAUUAUGAUCUUGAAGAAUUUGGGAUGCCAAUCAAUGAUUUCGAUUCAAUCGCAACGAUAUUGUCGUUUAGUGCGACAAUCUUGAUGAUUUCGUUACCUAAACAAGGAAUUUUUCCAACGAGACGAGAGGUUGCAGACUAUAUGGCUUUUUGGAGAUUGGUUGCAUAUUAUGUUGGCUGCCCUACAGACGUCUUUGCAACCCCUGAACUAGCAAGGGCUUACACGGAAUAUAUUCUCGUCCACGACAUCAAGCCAUCAGAAACUUCGAGGAUCCUAUCCCAAAAUAUCAUUGCUUCAAUUGCCAACACACCGCCCUCGUAUCCAUCUGCCGACUUCUUAGUCGCCACAGCCAGAUGGCUCAACGGAAACGAGCUGUGUGACGAGCUUGGCCUCCCGCAGGCACCCUUUUUCAGCAAGGUGCUAGUUUUCGCACAAUGUAUAUUCGCCUGCUAUAUCGGCUAUUCGUCCCGUAUAUUUCCCGGAUUCGAUAAACGCAAGAUUGAGACAACAAAGCGCAUCAUGCUCAAGAUCCUCGUCAGCAACGACGGUCUGGGGGGCUUAACAAACUUUGAGUUCCAGUUUGUCCCGCAAUUGACAACAAAGACAGAGGCAGGGAGCAUCGAGGCCAUGGAUCUGAAGUGGAAGGAGAUGAGGGGAUCGUCGGAAAAGAGAAACGCAAAGGUGUUGAUCAUCUUUUGUGUGUUUCUGGGGAUCAUGGGCCUGGUGGGUAUGUGGUUGUUUAUGAAGAUAGUGCAGUUUGUUGGGCCAAGUCUGUUUGGCCCUGCAGCUGUUGGGUUCACAAUUGCUACACAGAAUGGUGUCUCUAUCUGA
Morchella sextelata is the source of this 1437-nucleotide messenger RNA. RefSeq lists its product as uncharacterized. The coding region runs from base 1 to 1437 and encodes 478 amino acids. The record is from RefSeq and is a predicted model, not a curated record. NCBI's taxonomy places the organism in Eukaryota, Fungi, Ascomycota, Pezizomycetes, Pezizales, Morchellaceae. Gene Ontology annotation, molecular function: oxidoreductase activity. The transcript has 7 exons.